CAACAAUGAAGGUUAUUAUACUGUUAACUCUUAUCUUUAAAAAGCGCGGAAGUUAUGUUUAGGAUCUCUUAAUUGAAAUCAUGUCAAUAUAUUUAUGUGUAUCAAAGAUUUUUAUUAAAUCCCUUAAAUAAUGAACAAUUGUUUUAGAUCAUUUCGUUUUAAAUACUUAUUUUUAUGUAUUUUUAUUUCAUUUAUUAUUUGCUGCACUCUCUCCUUAUUGUAUCUACCAUCUGGUAAACCUGAGGAGUGCGAUUGUGUAAGGGAAUCAUCAACCAAAAAGAGAGCUGUCAGUUCUCAUUUGCUAGGAAUCAUUGUUCCCUUUAGGGAGCGAUUUGAUGAACUUUUGGAAUUUGUUCCUCAUAUUGAUAACUUUCUGAUUGCUCAAAAAAUUGACCACAAAAUAUACAUUGUCAAUCAGGUGGAUCAAUAUAGGUUUAACAGAGCUUCUCUGAUUAAUGUUGGAUUUCUUGUAGCAACCCAAGCGGGUUGUGAUUAUAUUGCUAUGCACGAUGUUGACCUUCUUCCGCUUAAUCCAGAUCUUUCUUAUUCUUAUCCUAAGGCAGGAUUAUUUCAUGUUGCUUCCCCUGAGUAUCAUCCUAGGUAUCAUUACCCAAACUUUGUUGGAGGUAUUUUAAUUAUUAAGAGGGAAGACUUCAUUACAGUCAAUGGAAUGAGUAAUAAAUAUUGGGGUUGGGGCUUAGAAGAUGAUGAAUUUUAUGUCCGACUUAAAGAAGCAGGUCUUAACAUCACAAGGCCUUCAAAUUUGACUACAGGAAUAGAAAGUACUUUCAGGCAUAUUCAUGAUAGAGUAUGGAGGAAAAGGGAUAUGGUGAAGUGCUAUAACCAGAAAGAAGUAACCCGCCGCCGGGAUAGACAAACCGGCCUCAAGGAUGUUUCUUAUUCCAUUCAUUCUGAGAAAAACAUUGUGAUAGAGGGAGCGCCGGCUACCAUUGUCAAUGUCUUUCUCAAAUGCAACAGGACAAUCACACCGUGGUGCUUGUGCAGUGAAGAGAAAAAGAAGCAAGAGUUAAAGUCAGUAGGAAAGAAGAAAUCUACGGUCAGGUGACAUAGCCAUAAAAGGAAAAAAAUUGAUCUCAGAUUGAGAAAUGCCAAUUACUAAUGUUAUUUGACUGUUGCUUGAAUUAAAAAAAUAAAAUAAAUAUUUUAUAUAAUCAGUUUUACUAAUUGGA
Molecule: messenger RNA, 1190 nt
Organism: Nezara viridula (southern green stink bug)
Lineage: Eukaryota; Metazoa; Arthropoda; Insecta; Hemiptera; Pentatomidae
Source: the annotation of a GenBank genome assembly